AUGAAAGACUACACAGAUAUUGUCCUCUAUGCUGAGACAGCAAAGUGGAGCAAGCCUGAAUUCUGUAAUCUAGCUUUUGAGCCUGAGGCUGGGUUGCCCACCCUAUCUCCAGCUCGUCGGAAAAACAGGAGCAGCCCUAGAGCUCACUGCCAUGCAGGUGGUCUGGUCUGGAGAUACCGAACAGACUGCCAGUUCUCCUGGCUGUGUGCAGCUCUCCUCUCUACUCUGCUGUUCUUUCUGCUGGGACUUCUCACCAUCAUCAUCCUCACCCAGCCGAAGCCUACAUCUCCACCCGGAGCACCUCCCAGACUUCUCUCCCCUCAAGGGUUCAGUAAUGUCACAGAUGUCACCAGCCCUGGUAUUCAAGGAGAGCUGGCCACGGACCUUACCCCUGAGCCCACCUGUGGGGGGCUCCUGCUUGGCCCAGAGGGCUCCUUCGCUUCUCCCAACUACCCGGACCCAUAUCCACCCAAUGCCUACUGCAUGUGGCAUAUCCAGGUGGCACCUGACCAGGUAGUACAACUCAAAAUAGAGGCAUUCAGCACGGAUGAUGUGGCCUCCUGCCUGUUUGAUUGGCUAGAGAUCUCCCUAGAGCCAGAAGAACAAGGCAGCCUGGAGAGUUCCAUGGUCAGGGUCUGUGGAAAAGUGCCACCGGCCACACUCAACACCAAUGCCAGUCGACUCCGCGUAGUCUUUGUCUCUGAUAGUAGUGUGGGAGGGAUUGGAUUCCAUGCUGGGUACCAGGCUGUGACCCCUAGAGAGGGGGGAUGCAAUAAGGAUGAAUUUGCCUGUGACCAUAUAUUCUGCCUACUGUCUGAUGCUGUGUGUGACGGUUUCACCAACUGCAAGGACUUUAGUGAUGAGGCCAACUGCAGUAGCAAAAACUCAGGCUGUGGAGGGUCUCUGAAUGGGUUCCAUGGCACCUUUUCUACCCCAAACUACCCGAAGCCCUACCCUCAUCAACAGUUUUGCCUCUGGCAGAUCUCAGUACCCCCUGGACAUGGCAUUGAGCUGCAUUUUCACAACUUCAGCCUGGAAACCCAUAAGAAUUGUGAAUUUGACUAUGUGGAAAUCCUUGAGAACAUGGACACAGGAGCCCUCAACCUAGUGGGCAGGUUCUGUGGCACCAAGCUGCCUCCGCCCCUCAUUUCCUCACACCAUGAACUGACUGUGGUAUUUGUGACGGAUUACCAGAUCAACAGCAUGGGAUUCUCUGCGACCUACCAGGCCUUCAAUACUACUGACAAUCCCUGUGGACUUGGGGCAUUCUCCUGCCAGGAUGGAGGGUGCAAGGACCUUCACCAGAUGUGCAACAGCUGGAGAAACUGCAGUGAUGGCAGUGACAAAUUCAACUGCAGCAGCCUCUCCCACCCACCCUUUGAGCCAGCCUGUGAACCCAUUCAGGUGGAAAUGUGCUGGGGCCUCAGCUACAACACCACAGCUUUCCCCAAUACUUUGAUGACCCUGGAUAGUCAACAGGAAGUUGAAGAUAUGCUGAAAGAAUACAAGACCCUGACAGACCUGCCCUGUUACCAGCCUUUCCGAAGACUCCUAUGUGGGCUGCUCCUGCCUCACUGUACCCCCUCGGGAGGAAUCCUCCCACCUUGUCGCCCUGUCUGCCUAGAAGCUGAGCACCACUGCCAGCCUGAUCUGGAGCCACUGGGCAUCUCCUGGUCCUUCAACUGUAAAAGUCUACCUGAUGCCUCUGACCCAGCAGGGUGCACCUGGCCCUGAGUCAGGGAGAAGGCCUCCCCUCACCUUCCCCCCUUACCGUGACCUCUGAUCUCCACCAUUAUCAAGUCUGGGAACGCCAAGUAUCUGGCCAUGCCAACCCCUUCUAAAGUUAAGGGACAGGGAAGACAUAGGGCAGGGGAGUGCUGGACUGUCCUCUUAAACAAUCACCUCUCUCCUAUUACUCCACCUUCUUUUCCUAGUUCUUCUCCACCCUGUCCCCCGUACCCCCAACCCUUAGCUAUUCUAUUAGUCUUCCCUCCCUUUGUUUCCCUCCUUUGUUAUUCUGUUACUCCUCUUUUUGCCUUUUUCUGUUUCUGGUCCUUUGAUAUCUCCUGAUAUUUCUUCUUCCUCCACAUCUUUGCAUUCCUCUGCCUUGGUGGCUGUCUAUCUUCCUCCUGGUUUCUCUCUGUUGCUCCAUCUUUCACUCAGUCUCUGUUUCAUUCUGCAUCUCUCUAACACCAUGUUUCUCCAUUUCGAUUCCACAAAAUUCAUUAAGCACCUAGCCAUUGGGUCUUGGGCCAGGUAAUGUGUUAGGCUUCAUUUCUCUCCUUCUUUCCCUCUGUGCCUUCUCUGCAUUCCUUGUUCCUCCAUCCAUCUCUCUCUGUCUCUCUG
This is a messenger RNA of Phascolarctos cinereus (koala), 2346 nucleotides long. Lineage: Eukaryota; Metazoa; Chordata; Mammalia; Diprotodontia; Phascolarctidae. The record is from RefSeq and is a predicted model, not a curated record.